GGCCCCGCUGCAGCACCACAAACCAGGCAGGGAGGCGGCCCCAGGGGCAGCGCCCGCUCACCGCCGGGGAGACGCGCCGAGCGGCCCUGGCCUUCCGGGCGCACGGUGGCUGCGCGGGGCGCGGACCCAAACAGCGGCCCCGGGGGCAUCGGCUCAGAGCAGGACUGACUCGGGGAAAGUUUCGUUCCGCGGGCAGCGCGGCGGGAUUUACAGCGGCCGCCUCCCCUCCCGUGCGGAGGAAUUACACGGCGUGGACUGGGGACCGCAGGCAGGGUUUGUUCGGCCCUUGGGGCUGGGAACUUGCUGGUCUCUCUGCAGAUGUUUCACCCUUGCCCGGAAGAAGGAUCCGAGUCGCCUUUCAGAGAGGAUCCAAUGGUUGGCAGCAGCUCAGCGCGGCCUGGGCUUUAACUCUUGAAGGCUUUGUGGAUUGACUCUGCUGCUCCUCCUUUUGGGGAAACUCUUUGCCUGUAUCCCUCCUGGGGUCUUCCUUUGCAAUCCUACCUGUGGUCUUGAGGCUGGGACCUUCAAGCAAAGAGACCUUAAAGAAGUCCAAAAAGAGCGUGAGGUCAAACGGCAAGGUGCCAGCAUGCUAUGAAAUAGUGCCCCUGUCCCUGAAGAAGAAGAUGGCUGCAGAGCUUUACCCUGCCAGCGCUAACACCAAUAUUGCAAACAGUCAUAACGCUGCUGCUGCUGCCACUGUCGCUGCCAAUACCAAGAAAAACGCCUUUCAGCUUCAGCAGAGUGCCCAGCCGCCGCCACCACCGCAACUGCAAAACCUGAACAACAACAAUUUGGAGAGCUCCAACUGGCAGUCCUUCCACCCCACCCUGCGGGAGAGGAACGCAUUGAUGUUCAAUAACGAACUUAUGGCUGAUGUACAUUUUAUCGUAGGCCCCCUGGGGGCAUCAAAAAAAGUUCCUGCCCAUAAGUAUGUUUUGGCAGUUGGUAGCUCUGUCUUCUAUGCUAUGUUUUAUGGUGAUCUUGCAGAGGUCAGAUCUGAAAUCCAUAUACCAGAUGUGGAACCUGCAGCUUUUCUAAUCUUAUUAAAGUAUAUGUAUAGUGAUGAAAUUGACCUGGAAGCUGACACAGUGCUUGCUACUCUGUAUGCUGCCAAGAAGUAUAUCGUCCCAGCCUUAGCAAAGGCUUGUGUCAAUUUUCUGGAGACUAGUUUAGAGGCUAAAAAUGCUUGUGUUCUGCUGUCUCAGAGCAGACUCUUUGAGGAGCCAGAACUGACACAGCGCUGCUGGGAAGUAAUUGAUGCUCAAGCAGAAAUGGCACUGAAGUCAGAAGGCUUCUGUGAAAUUGAUCAACAAACAUUGGAGAUCAUUGUAACCAGGGAAGCACUAAACACUAAGGAGGUGGUAGUUUUUGAGGCUGUUCUUAAUUGGGCAGAGGCUGAAUGCAAAAGACAAGGGCUACCAAUUACACCAAGGAACAAGAGGAAUGUAUUAGGAAAAGCUUUAUAUUUGGUGCGGAUUCCAACUAUGACUUUGGAGGAGUUUGCCAAUGGAGCUGCUCAAUCUGACAUCCUUACCCUUGAGGAAACGCAUAAUAUAUUCUUAUGGUAUACAGCUGCAAACAAACCCAAGCUAGAAUUUCCACUGACAAAAAGAAAAGGACUUGUACCUCAAAGAUGCCAUCGAUUUCAAUCCUCUGCAUAUCGUAGUAACCAGUGGAGGUACAGAGGUCGCUGUGACAGUAUCCAAUUUGCUGUAGAUAAAAGGAUAUUCAUAGCCGGACUAGGCUUGUAUGGGUCAAGCUGUGGUAAAGCUGAAUACAGCGUCAAAAUUGAACUUAAGCGUCUAGGAAUUGUUCUUGCUCAAAAUCUGACAAAGUUUACCUCUGAUGGAUCCAGUACUACUUUCUCUGUGUGGUUUGAACACCCCGUGCAGGUUGAGCAAGACACAUUUUACAACGUAAGUGCCGUUCUUGAUGGCAAUGAACUUAGUUAUUUUGGGCAAGAGGGAAUGACUGAAGUACAAUGUGGAAAAGUAACAUUCCAAUUCCAGUGCUCCUCAGAUAGUACCAAUGGAACUGGAGUACAAGGAGGACAAAUACCUGAACUCAUUUUCUAUGCAUGAUGCAUUUCACUUUGAUUGUAUUCCAGUACUGCUAUUCACACUAAAGGAUGUUUUGAUUACUACAAACCUCUACAGCAGUGUGGAAUGUUACACUACUUACUUAUCUACUACAUCAGGCUAUCAAAAUAAGUGAAGGAAUGCUCUUGAAUUUAAUCUUAUUUUAUUUAUUCAUAAGAUAUUUGACUUAAUUAAAACUGCAACAUGCAGAAAAAUGUUAAAUUCUGCACGUAUUGUGCAUUUAUUUUGUAUAUAGAUAACUAACUUGCAGACUGCAGCUGACUCAAGCAGGAUGUUCUAAACUAGAGCUGUUUAUGAAUCUGUGAAAUAUAAAACAUUUUUACUUGCCCUAAAA
Molecule: messenger RNA, 2433 nt
Organism: Mauremys reevesii (Reeves's turtle)
Lineage: Eukaryota; Metazoa; Chordata; Testudines; Geoemydidae
Gene: BTBD6
Product: BTB domain containing 6
Exons: 5
Coding region: 624-2081 (485 amino acids)
Biological process (GO): neurogenesis
Cellular component (GO): cytosol
Molecular function (GO): protein binding
Source: RefSeq, a predicted model, not a curated record